AGAGGCCCCUGCCUGGAUGGCAGCAGUGGUUCUAGGGGGAGACACCAUGGGCCUGGAGUGUAUCUUCCCCAAUCAAACUGAGGACUUAGGGCCACAUCAGGAUCCUACAGAAGGAACUGGGGAUUGGAGCAGUGAAGAACCCGAGGAAGAGCAGGAGGAAACGGGAGCAGGACCAACAGGGUACUCGUACCAGCCCCUCAACCAAGAUCCUGAACAAGAAGAGGUGGAACUUGCCCCAGUGGGUGAAGGAGAAGAUGGAGCUGCUGACAUCCAAGAUCGGAUUCAGGCCCUGGGGCUUCAUUUGCCAGACCCACCAAUAGAGAGCGAGGAUGAAGAUGAGGAGGGAGCUGCAGCAUUGAGCAGCCACAGCUCUAUCCCCAUGGACCCAGAACAUGUAGAGCUGGUGAAAAGGAUGAUGGCUGGAGUAAGCUUGCCUGCACCAGGGGUUCCUGCCUGGGCUCGGGAGAUAUCGGAUGCUCAGUGGGAAGAUGUGGUCCAGAAAGCCCUCCAAGCCCGGCAGGCAUCCCCUGCCUGGAAGUGACCACACAGAGAGAACUGCCUUAUCCCCCUAUAUUCCAAGCCAGGACCAGCACAGGACUAACAACUCUGGUUCUAACAUCCAUCUCCAGAUGUCCCUUUUCACAUCAAGGCAAAUCAGACCUCUCAGAGACCUACUUUAUUCAUUUC
This is a messenger RNA of Psammomys obesus (fat sand rat), 687 nucleotides long. RefSeq names its product male-enhanced antigen 1-like. The record is from RefSeq and is a predicted model, not a curated record. NCBI's taxonomy places the organism in Eukaryota, Metazoa, Chordata, Mammalia, Rodentia, Muridae. Gene Ontology annotation, biological process: spermatogenesis.